UCUAUUUACCGUUAACAACAAAAGUUGAAAGUCCACCUCUGUCUACAAAAAGCAUAAUUUAUUAUGUGAAGCUAUAUUGUAAGCAAAGGUUUGAGUACUGGAUAUUAAAAGAUUGAACUGCAUCACAAGAGCUUCUAAUAAUGGAUAAAAGGAAAAGAACUUUUGUUAUAGGUGUUGGAACCACAAAAUUUGAACGGCCACUGACCAAAAACUGGGACUAUCAUGACAUGGGAAGAGAGGCUGGUAAAGCAGCAUUAGAGGAUGCAAAGAUUCCAUAUUCUAAGAUUCAAGCAGUUGUGGCAAGUUAUUGUUAUGGGGAACCAACAUGUGGACAGAGAGCUGCUUAUGAACUUGGACUGAGUGGGGUACCAGUGUUCAAUGUAAAUAACAAUUGUUCCUCAGGUUCUAGUGCCCUGAUGUUGGCAAGGAGAAUGGUUCAAAGUGGCAUCGAGGACUGUGUCAUGGCUUUAGGCUUUGAAAAAAUGGAGAAAGGACUUUCUGAAAGAUAUCCAGAGAAGGAAUCCCCUGUCAAACGUCACAUGGAUCACAUGGUCAACAUUGGAGCAGAACCUGGUCUGAUUCAACCAAGAAUGAAUGCAAUGACAUCAGACGUUGUCAAAUUGUAUGCUUAUGCUGCAAGAGAGUAUUUGGAAAAGUAUCCAGAAGCCAAUAUUGAUGACUUAGUUAACAUUUCAUAUAAAAAUCAUAAACAAAGUGUAAACAAUCCUAAAGCCAGUAUUUCUAAAGAAAUAUCUCAUUCCGACAUAAAAGAUAAGUUAAUGUUAUGUCAUCCAAUCACAUUUUGGAUGUCUGCUCCUGUUGCCGACGGUGGGGCAUGUGUUAUUGUUUGUAGCGAAGACUUUGUCAUACGUCAUGCUCUACAAAGAAAAGCUGUAGAAAUCGUCUCACAGCACUUAGUUACUGACAUGCCAUCAUCAUUUGAAAAAAGUUACAUUGAUUUGUCAGGGUACCAAAUGGCGAAAGAAGCAGCGAGGAAAUGUUUUCAAGAGUCUGGUCUCACUCCUGACAACGUAAAUGUUGUUGAAGUUCAUGACUGUUUCUCUUGUAAUGAAAUGUUAAUGUAUGAGGCUUUAGGACUUGCCAAAGAAGGUACAGGUUAUCAGUUGAUUAGAAACAGUGAAUGGCGUAAAAAUAAACAAGGUGGAGAAAUGUGUUAUUUGAACAAUAAAUGGGUUGUCAACCCUUCAGGAGGACUAGAGUCAAAAGGUCAUCCAAUAGGUGCUACAGGUUUAGCCCAGUGUGCUGAAUUAGUCUGGCAGUUGAGAGGGCAAGCUGGUAAACGUCAAGUCGAGGAUGCUAAAAUUGGGUUACAACAUAACUUUGGUAUCGGUGGAGCUGCAGUUGUUACAUUAUAUAAAAAAUAUGGCAUCCAACAAGCUAAAUUGUAGAACAACACAAUACCAAGGGGCAAGCUCUCAUAAAAUUUUGAAAACAGACAAAAUGGUAGAACAACAGUGGGUUUAUAUAAGGGCCAGCAUCCUACAAUUUAAAAGAACAGACAAAUCAAAAUAUGUUUGAUUGACACUUGAAUCCAAAAAUGUAUAUAUACGGUAAUCUAGUACGGGUGAUAAUUUUUAUCCUAAUAAUAGUAUUUUAAUUAUGAUACAUGUGAUUUUCUGAUUUAUAAAGACCACCCGCUUAGGAAUAUUAAGAUAGAACUUGACAGAUUUCUCAUAAUUUGUAUUAAAACAGAAACAUAUACCAGUAAUUGAAAUAUUAUUUCAUAACUUUUUGUAUGCUAUAUAUAAACAGAAUACAAGUAAGGGCUAUUCCAUUAAAAUGUAUGUGGGAGGGUAGGAAGGGAAGUUUAAUUAUUGAAUGUGGGUCAUGGGUCUUUUUUCAGUAUGUGUCUAUUACCAUUAUGCAAAUUAUCUAAAAAAUGGUUCUAGGUUGUAGGGAUAUUUUGAAAGUCCAUUCCUACCCUCCCACAUACAUUUUAAUGGAAUAGCUGUAAAAUAUGGAAGACUAAAUUAUUAUAUUAACAACAAUGAUCAUGUCAUUUUGUGUUAAAAUUAUAUGCAUUGAAAGUGUAGUUAUCAUUCUAAAUAUAACAGUUUUCAUUAAAUAAUUAGUUCACUGAAAUAAUUGGAUUUAUGCAUUUUUUUAACACAAGAAUGAAUAUAUAUUUGUUUUUUAUCUAAAAAUUUUAAAAUGCAAAGUUAUAAUUUACUGUUAAAUUAUUUUAUGUAUUUUUAUCUUUAAUUUGUUAUUGAUUUGAAAAAUAUGUUAAAUUAAUGUACACAAAUAUGUGCACUUGGCAGAUUUGACCUGUGAAUACACCUUAGUUUUAGAGUUGAUAAAAAAUAAGAAGGUAUGAUUGCCAAUGAGACAAUUGUUUCCCUUAAAAAAUAUCAAUUAUUCAAGCAGGUGAAAUAUUUCAUUUUUUCAAUCAAGGAUUUUUAUAGUAAAUUACUAUACAAAUCCUUCUUUCAACUUUUGUUACUGAUUUAAAAAUUGCAAGUUACUGUAGAAUUUGUUAUAACAAUAUGUUAUUAUCAUCAUUAUUGUUUUAAUUAAUAAUUUAAAUACCUUAGGCAUAAUCAGAAUGAUCUGUUUAAAAAUUAGAAUAGUCAAUGUUUAGUUUUGAUUGAAGGUUUUAUUAUUCAGUAUUCCUAAGAUUUGUAAAAUUGUUGCCAUUCCAGAGAAUAAACAGAUAAUGUGAGUUGAA
This is a messenger RNA of Mytilus californianus (California mussel), 2689 nucleotides long. RefSeq names its product sterol carrier protein 2-like. NCBI's taxonomy places the organism in Eukaryota, Metazoa, Mollusca, Bivalvia, Mytilida, Mytilidae. Gene Ontology annotation, molecular function: acyltransferase activity, transferring groups other than amino-acyl groups. The coding region runs from base 141 to 1409 and encodes 422 amino acids. The transcript has 5 exons. The record is from RefSeq and is a predicted model, not a curated record.